CUGCUACAAAGAAUGGCAGCAACGCUAGAACCACUAUAUUUAUGCCCAAGGAUUCUACUUUGAAAAAAUGUAAAGUGUAUUUUCAAUAAAACGAUUUUUCCAAAAGUCUCAUUACUUUUGAGACAGACCACGUAAUACUUGUAUAGUAUAAAUUAUUGAAAUUAUAAGAUAGACAACUCUCUCACAUUUGAUUUCUCUUAUAUCAGCAGCGUUUUUUAAUUUAGUUAUACGAAAUGCUCGUAAUAAAUCCGCGUAUACCAGACAUUCGUUGCUAGAUUGCAUGUCUCAUUUUUGCUGAUUGAGAAAACUAUGUAGUGUCUGUAGAAUAAAUUUCAGUGUACAUGUCCUAAUCAUGAAAAUUAUACGUUACGUGCAUUAAAACGUAUUCAGCUGUCACGCGAUACAUCCAUUGCCGCUUCGCCAUUGGUGCAGCUUAAAAAGUGUAUUAUAUGUGUAAAUGCAGAUUUCAAUCAGUACUUUUCAAGACAUCUCGGACUAAGUUUAUACCAAGCGGAAUCCUUCCAUACAGGUAACACACAUAUCCAAGGAGUUUGAAUUCAGAAUAAAUAAUGGAUUCAAUAAAAUUAGUAUCGUUCGAGGAAGAACUAAAGAAAAAUCCCGAAUUGAAAGAAUCAGAUAUACAAAUAUUGAGAGAAUGGUGCAACAAGCAGCCUUAUCUGCCCAAAAUAUCAGACAGCGAAUUAGCAUUGUUCUUACAUAGUAAUUAUUAUCGACUCGAACCGACGAAAACGACUAUCGAUACUUUUUUUACAGUCAGAACUCACGUACCUGAGUUCUUCAAUGAUCGAGAUCCUAUUAACAAUAAAGACCUCAAAAAAGCAUUUGAAAUAUUGACGGACAUAAUUAUGGUAGGAACUACUAAAGAAGGCUAUAAAGUCAUUUAUGGAAAACUCCUAGAUGCCGAUCCAUCACAUUUUGUUUUCAACGAUUGUAUGAAAGUGUUAAGUAUGGUAAUCGAUUUAUGGCUCUACACGGAAGGCACUUGCCUCGGUCACAUAAUAUUAGUAGACAUGAAAAACGUUUCUUUUGGCCACGUCGCCCGUUUAAGCCCUAUGAGCAUGAAGAAAUGGCUUUACUAUCUGCAAGAAGGAUUGCCUGUCCGAUUAAAGGGCCUCCAUUUCAUGAAUGCUUCGCCAAUAGUAGAUUCCAUCUUGAAUAUAAUGAGACCUUUCAUGAAAAAACAACUGAUGGAUAUAUUUCAUAUGCAUACCACGAAUGACACUCUGAACAAAUUCGUACCGAUCGAAAUUCUUCCAAACGAAGCAGGCGGUCAAGCCGGUCCUGUACAAGAGUUACAUGAGAAACAAUUGAAAGAAUUAAUAGACCAUGUUCCUUGGUUCCAAGAUGACGAAGCUAAUCAUCGUGUUAAUGAAUCGCUACGACCGGGCAAGGCAAAGUCAGCAAUGGAUUUGUUUGGUGUUGAAGGAAGCUUCAAGAAGCUUGAAAUUGAUUGAUCAAAUAAUCAGAUCUUUUGCAACAUUAAUUAUAUUGAUUUAAUUUUUAAAAAUAAAAAUAUUAAUCUAUUUUAUGUUUAUUAACGCUAAAUAUUUAGCCAAUUAAUGGCAAUAAAUAUAUAGUAUAGUAGUAACAACUUAUUGAUUAGACUAGAUUUUAAACAUAUUAAUAAAUAAAUAUGUUACAUUAAAUACAUUUACGUUAAUUAGAAAA
Wasmannia auropunctata (little fire ant) is the source of this 1689-nucleotide messenger RNA. RefSeq names its product alpha-tocopherol transfer protein-like. The record is from RefSeq and is a predicted model, not a curated record. NCBI's taxonomy places the organism in Eukaryota, Metazoa, Arthropoda, Insecta, Hymenoptera, Formicidae. The coding region runs from base 570 to 1475 and encodes 301 amino acids. The transcript is spliced from 4 exons. Gene Ontology annotation, cellular component: membrane. Gene Ontology annotation, molecular function: phosphatidylinositol bisphosphate binding.